This is a messenger RNA of Athene cunicularia (burrowing owl), 3716 nucleotides long. It is a transcript of the gene DHX33, whose product is annotated as DEAH-box helicase 33. The transcript is spliced from 11 exons. The record is from RefSeq and is a predicted model, not a curated record. Gene Ontology annotation, molecular function: RNA binding. Bases 2010 to 3614 code for a protein of 534 amino acids. Gene Ontology annotation, cellular component: nucleolus; intracellular anatomical structure. Gene Ontology annotation, biological process: positive regulation of transcription by RNA polymerase I. NCBI's taxonomy places the organism in Eukaryota, Metazoa, Chordata, Aves, Strigiformes, Strigidae.
CGAGGGUCCCGAGGAGACAGCGAGUGUCCCCGGCGCCGGGUUUGGGCUGCUCCAGCCGGGCGUCGGGGGGUGGCGCGGCCUAUAAGAAGUUGCACAGACACGGUUUGUGUGUAAAUCUGAAACGUGGUAAAUUGUUCAUAUUUUUUAUUCUUGAGUUUUGACCGGUUAAGGCAGCCGGCGCCUUAACUUUUAUGGAGAAGGCAAAAGUAUUUCCUUCUCCUUUCUGUUUUGCCAUCUGCAUGGAGUUCAGUCAACCGAAAAGUCAAAUGGCAAAACCCUGCUCUUCGGAAAAAGUGUCUCCUCAGUUAUGUCUUCAGGGGCAUUCACUUCGUUACGUUUGCUUUGAGUCCAGACUAACAAGCUUUUUGUCUGGCUGUUAGGAGCUGAAGACAUACAGCUUCUCAUCUGGAAGUCUAAAGGCUCAGCAUUUAUUAGAAUUAAAUGAAAAAUACUUUUUAUUUCACUCCUGUAAGUGAACUCUUAAAAAAAAAUCAGUCGUGAUGAUUGAUAGAUGGAACUGUGUUUAUCUCUUUUCCUCUGUAUAAUCCUGAGCUUGUCAUUACUGGUUCUAAAUCUACUCUGUAAUACACCACAUAAAAUUGUGCAGCUGUGAAGUGGGCUAAAAAGCUCUGUCAUGCUUUUGCCAGUCUACACCUGCAGUGCUUACAGCUUGGCUUUCUGAUUCUUCUCUGGUUGGUGGCCAUCCUUCCAAAUUUCUCAUAUGUCUUCCUCCUCCUCCUGUCUGUGCUUGCCUCGCUCCCCAGUGCACUCUAUGCUGUUGCUGUUUUGCGAGGAUUGAGAGUACAGGGCACUUGUUUCCAGAGCUUCAUGCUCUUUCACGGAGAGCAGUUCUUGUAAUAGGCCAGUAGAAAGCUGAAGGGGAUCUGCUUUGAGUUACAAAUGUGUUUUAAACUGUAAUGUGCAGGAAAAGGACUGUGAUGUUGAAGAUGUUCUCUGCUCUUCCAUGCACAUUGCACUUCAAAAUGGUUUCACUCACAGUGCCUCUAAGCACUAUGAUUUGUGCCACAUUUUACCGUGCCCAGUAAGUGACACUUUGUCACCGAUGCUGUGGUGAGUAUUGAUGGGUGGGAGCUGGCUUUAUGGUUUUCCUGAUUGCUGCCUUUGGUAGAGGGCUCUACAUAGAAUUUGUGUUGGAAAUACACCUGCGGAGAAAUGGAGUGGUGUUUGUUCUGUUGUGUGCUAGUGCUGUGUGGAUGGAGGAGAUGUUCACCAGAGCCUGAAGAGAUUCUCUCUUGAUUCCAGGAAGGUGCAGGGAGAGAGUUGCUGGCUUGUUGGUGCCUCAAGUGCUCCUCUAAGAGACACUCAAACGUUAACUCGCUACUUGCUGUUGUGAUAAAAGCUUUGCUUUAAUUUGCUUACAGAUUUACUUUGAAACCGUCUAGUGCAUAGUGUGAAUGUAUGCAUAAAACCAAACCCAUGUCUCUUCCUUGCUCUGUGUAAUUACCUUAUGUUGGCUGUGUUACCAAUAAAUACUUUGUAUCUGGACAGACUGGAACUUGUUUCUAAACCAAAGUGUGGCUGGAAAGAACCUGGGUGAAAGGAGUUUUGUAGAGGAGUGCUCUAACAACUAGAGCAAGGCGUUGGGUUCUGUCUCUGCUGCUGCUUUAUGGUGUGAUUUCAGGCAAGCUGUUGAACUCCUUCCUGUCUUCAGCCUCCUGGUCCUGAAAUACAGCUGGAAGUUAACAUAAAAAAAUGAGUUGGCACCUUUCACUUGAAGGUACUAUAAAAGAGAAAAACUUUUCCCUUGAUGUUCCCUAGGAGAAACAGGCUCAGGGAAGACCACACAGGUCCCCCAGUACCUCUAUGAAGCAGGAGUUGGCCACUACGGCAUCAUUGCUGUGACCCAGCCUCGCAGAGUGGCAGCUAUAGCCUUGGCUACCAGAGUCUCAGAUGAGAAGAAGACAGAGCUGGGGACACUGGUUGGCUAUACUGUACGCUUCGACGACCUUACAUCUGAUGAAACUAGAAUCAAGUUUUUAACAGAUGGAAUGCUGCUUCGUGAAGCUAUUGGGGACCCGAUGCUGCGGAAGUACAGCAUUGUCAUCCUGGAUGAAGCUCACGAGAGGACAAUCCAUACAGAUGUACUCUUUGGAGUGGUGAAAACUGCGCAAAAGAAACGGAAGGAACUGGGCAAACUGCCACUAAGAGUCAUUGUCAUGUCAGCUACGAUGGAUGUUGACCAGUUCUCCCAGUACUUCAAUGGAGCUCCUGUUCUCUAUAUAGAGGGCAGGCAGCAUCCCAUUGAGGUCUUUUACACCAAACAGCCUCAGAGUGAUUACCUCCAAGCAGCACUGGUGUCAGUCUUCCAAAUCCACCAGGAAGCACCCUUUUCUCAGGACAUCCUGGUGUUUCUGACUGGUCAGGAAGAAAUUGAAGCAAUGACCAAAACCUGUCAAGACGUUGCCAAGCAUCUCCCUGAAGGCUGCCCACAGAUGGUGGUGAUGCCUCUUUAUGCUUCUCUGCCCUACUCCCAACAGCUCCGUGUCUUUCAGGCUGCACCCAAGGGCUGUCGCAAAGUGAUCCUCUCCACCAACAUUGCAGAAACCUCCAUCACCAUUGCGGGAAUAAAAUAUGUUGUGGACACAGGCAUGGUCAAAGCAAAGAAGUACAGCCCUGAAACUGGUCUGGAAGUGCUGGCAGUCCAACGGGUGUCGAAGGCCCAGGCUUGGCAGCGCACGGGGAGAACAGGGCGAGAGGACAGCGGGAUCUGUUACCGGCUCUACACAGAGGAUGAGUUUGAGAAGUUUGAUGAAAUGACAAUACCUGAGAUACAGAGGUGUAACCUGGCCAGUGUGGUGCUUCAGCUCCUGGCCAUGAGAAUUCCCAAUGUGCUCACCUUUGACUUCAUGUCCAAACCAUCUCCUGAUGCUAUUCAAGCAGCGAUUGAGCAGCUGGACCUGCUGGGAGCUGUGGAACACAAGGAAGAUCAGCUUGUCCUAACCCCCCUGGGAAGGAAGAUGGCAGCCUUUCCACUGGAACCAAAGUUCUCUAAAACCAUCCUCCUGUCCCCCAAGUUCAACUGCACAGAAGAGAUCCUGACCAUCGUGUCACUGCUGUCAGUGGACAGUGUCCUCUACAGUCCCCCUGCCCAGCGGGAUGAAGUGCAAUCUGUCAGGAAGAAAUUCAUCUCCAGUGGGGGAGAUCAUCUUACCCUGCUCAGCGUGUACAGAGCCUUUCUAAAUGUCAGUGGCAACAAGGAAUGGUGCAAACACAACUUUGUCAACAGCAGGAACAUGAUGCUUGUGUCAGACAUCAGAGCUCAGCUCAGGGACAUUUGUGUAAAGCUCUCGAUGCCCAUCAAGUCCUCCCGCUCAGACACCGAGAACAUCCGCCGCUGCCUGGCUCACAGCCUCUUCAUGAACGCUGCGGAGCUGCAGCCCGACGGCACCUACAGCACCGUGGACUCUCACCAGCUGGUGGCCAUCCACCCCUCCUCCGUCCUCUUCCACUGCAAGCCCGCCUGCGUGGUUUACAACGGGCUGCUCCGCACCAACAAGUGCUACAUGCGGGACCUGUGCGUGGUGGAUGCGGACUGGCUGUACGAUGCAGCGCCCGACUAUUUCCGCAGGAGGCUCCGAACGGCCAGGAACUGACCUCUGGGGCCAGGGUUUUUAGGCUCACCCUAAAAGACUGGGUUUUGUUUUGUAAUAAACGUGCAGACAGCAGCAGAACUUUGCCAUUCUGGAGAUGUUGAA